AUGCCUACCAAACAAGACAUCCAACAAUACAGAGGAGCAAUAAUAGCCGAGCAACAGUUAUUUAAUGAUGAUCGUCUGACCCUCCUGUACCAGUCUAAAUUUAUCAAGGUGUAUUCAGAAUCCACAUCCAGGAGACCAGAUGAUAUAUAUGAAUACAGGAUCAGCACUACAGGAGCAAAAGUUUUUGAUGAAAUCUACAAUCAGAUAGCAGAACAGAUUACAGCAGAAGAUAAUGACAACUCAUACUGGAAUAGCUUAGGAGAAGAAGAGCUACACAACAUAGAUAACAUGAUGGAUGCAUGA
Messenger RNA from Prunus armeniaca (apricot), 303 nucleotides. Lineage: Eukaryota; Viridiplantae; Streptophyta; Magnoliopsida; Rosales; Rosaceae. The record is from the annotation of a GenBank genome assembly.